AUGCCAAAGAACAACUACGAUGACGAUGAUGAUGAUGACCUGCUUAUGGCACUUCAGAGCAUGGAGCCGUGCGGUAAUUGCGGCGCAGAUGGUGCUAAAAUACCUUGUAUGAGUGGAUGUCGAGAGGUGUUCUAUUGCUCAAGGGAAUGCAAUAUGCACCAUGCAUCGGCACAUCGUCUGCGCUGUCGGAAUCUGCGAUGCUCAAAGUUCAAUGACUCUGAGUCUGAAUCGGAAGCUGACGAUUCCGAUGAUUACGAGACAGACUCAAGUGCAGAGUAUGAAACUGACUCUGGUGAGGAUGACGAAGAAGAGGAGGAAGAGGAGGAAGAGGCAAAGCCGAAGAAGAAAAAGAGCAAGAAGAAAGGCCGUUCCAAGGCCCGCCGAGUGAACAGUUCUCGCAGUAUCGAGUCUUCGGGAGGCAGACUCUCACGGAAGGUGAGUCUUGAUGCCGACACAGAGAAACGCAUUGAAGAGAAAAUUCUGAAGCGGCUAAAAAAACAAGAAGAAGCACGUAUUGCGCAGGCGAUCGACUCUCGCAUGCGCGCCGAAAAAGCCAACUGGCGCGAUGACGAAAUGAACCGCAUCAUUAUGGAAAUGCGGGAACGUUUUCAGAGCGAGAUGUCUACAACGACUUUCUGGACAGCGCUGGCCAAGAAAAAUGGACUAGAAAUGGAUUCACAGGAGAUGCAGACACUGCAAAAGUCCAUGGAACAUUCGUUUUUGGUAUCGAAUCCGCAAUCUGAAGAUAAGAUGGAGGCUCCUCUUUCGGCUGAAAUGGCUGCAGAUGCUGGCGUGGCUGCAAUUGAUGGAUCCUCCGGGGUAAGUGUCAGUCGAACACGGAGCGUGUCAAAGGAGUCGUCGUGGAAUAAUUCGUGUCCAGCAUUUGAGGCACUGCGUGUUGUCGUGUGGAAACACAGUUCUUUGCCACGUCUGCGCUUUCGUGCUGAUAAGAGGACAAGCAUAUGGAAUAUCAUAACAGAUCUAGACGGUGAUGAAUCAUUCGCACAUAUAUGUGUGGGUGAUAAGCUGCUUUCAAUAAAUGGACGCACUAUUGACGACUCGGUGCUCACUGAUGAAGAUCUGAACGAUGUCUUUGCAGCUUACGCAUCACCGAUCAUUAUGAAAUUCGAGGCAGGAGAUCCCACUGCCGCAAAUAGCAAAGUACACGACUACUCUGUGACGUGGUCAAAUGGUCCUUUAGGUGUGACGCUGAAGGAUGACUGUGUCACGCAGAAAAUUCCAAUUGUAAAUCGAUUGACCAAGAAGGCUGGGUCCGUGGCUGUAAAACAGAAUAUUGCGAUUGGAGAUGUACUUGUCGCCAUCAAUAAUAUUGACACAAUACAACUUGGCUGCUCGCUUUCAAUGUCGAUACUGAAGAAAGUGCAAUUGCCCGCCAAACUUCGAUUUCGGGGAGUUGGUGGACCCCCUUCCGUGCCAGUAUCGAAAAGUGAAGCCUCUGCUCAAUCGUCAAAGCAUCGAAGCCGGACUGUGUCGCGCCAACCUAGUGAACGUGCGUCGUCAGUGAUGAACCUUAGCAUGAGCAUGUCACGACCUAGCAAAUACUCCGUAAACUGGGGUGAAGGACCUUUGGGCCUUACGAUCAUUCCUGGAUUGAAUGAAGGCGAUCUUCCAGUAAUAAAAAAGGUCACUGGUACAGGAAAUUCUGCUGGGAUUGACCAAGCUCAAGUGGGUGAUUUCUUAGAGAGCAUGAAUGGGAUCAAGGCCGCCACAAUGCACUUUGAAGACAUCGUGUCCUAUUUGAAGACAGCACAGAAGCCUGUGCUGCUAUGCUUUCAAGCGGCUUUUGAUGAUGAUGAUUCCAGAGGUCCGUCUUCGUACCGUAAUAAUGGCACAUCAUUGUCUGCCAGAAGCGAUUCGAGUACGCAUUCGAACCACGACAAAGCUUCGAUGCGCAUGAGUUCCCCUGAGCCAGCUCAUCAUUCAACCGAGAUUGUCAGACAAGUUUCGCGUGAAUCACCGAGCAACGUGUACAAGGUAGUUUGGGGAUCAGGUCCAUUGGGUCUUACAGUCGAUGCUAAGCCGCAUACUGGUGCAUUUAUCAAGCGCAUUGCGUCAAACGGCGCAGCAGCUCAUCUUUCUCAGGAUUGCAUCGGUGAUGACGUGACUCACAUUAACGACAUGGACGUAUCGCGUGUUCCAUUUCAGGACAUUGUUGCACAUUUAAAAAAUGUGCCCCGACCAGUAACCCUUUUUUUCAGGCGCAAGACUGCCCACUCCAACCAUGACCAACACAAUUCAUACUCAUCAAAUUCCAAUGGAAGCUCAUCGACUCAGUACAAUACGCCAACUCCAAGUCAUAGCCGAAAAGCAGUGCUAGCUCCUGCAGGUGAAGACAGUGGCGUUCAAUAUUACAACUUGGUGUGGCAAGACAAUACUCCCCUUGGACUUUCGCUGCGCGGAGCUGAUGAAACGUGCGAGUAUCCCUAUAUUACCCGCGUGACGGGAAGCGGAAGCGCAGCACAUUUGCCACAGUCUGCAAUGAACGACUGCCUUAUCUCUAUUGACGGACGUAGCGUGCAUGCGCGUGACAAAUCAUUUGAGGAAGUGAUGACGCUGCUCAAGGUGAUGCAGAAACCUUUGACGCUCAAAUUUCAAGUUCGAAAUGGAAAUUUUGUGCAGCCACGUACCUCGGCACCGAAACCUAUGCCGCCUGCAUCUGUUCCGGUGCAGUACCAGCAAAGGGGACCUUCGCCAUCACCGCCGCCGUCUCAGUCGCAACAACCCCAACAACGAAAGGCGGUAAAAGCGCAAGAUUCGUAUACAUGGCGGCAAAAUCGUGCUUCUCCUCCGCCGGCACCAUCUGCUCAGCCGCCAUCGAGCUCAUCGCUUCCAAGCACGAACGACCGUAUGGUGGGUGGAGACAGUAGUAGUAAUCUUAAUAGGAGCGUUGAUCGUGGUCUCGGUGGUGGUGUUAAUCCGGGCAACGAGAACAAGUAUAGCAGCAUCCAGGCACCUUUUCUCGCUCAAAACAAGCUCUCGGCUGGCCGCCGGCAGAAGAUGCUGAAGGGCUUAAAAAAGUAG
Plasmopara halstedii is the source of this 3042-nucleotide messenger RNA. RefSeq lists its product as hypothetical. The record is from RefSeq and is a predicted model, not a curated record. The transcript has 4 exons. Lineage: Eukaryota; Oomycota; Peronosporomycetes; Peronosporales; Peronosporaceae. Gene Ontology annotation, molecular function: protein binding. The coding region runs from base 1 to 3042 and encodes 1013 amino acids.